Molecule: messenger RNA, 3410 nt
Organism: Spea bombifrons (plains spadefoot toad)
Lineage: Eukaryota; Metazoa; Chordata; Amphibia; Anura; Pelobatidae
Gene: MTDH
Product: metadherin
Exons: 12
Coding region: 102-1940 (612 amino acids)
Biological process (GO): negative regulation of apoptotic process; positive regulation of canonical NF-kappaB signal transduction; positive regulation of angiogenesis
Cellular component (GO): nucleus
Molecular function (GO): transcription coregulator activity
Source: RefSeq, a predicted model, not a curated record
UCUAUCUUCCACCGGGGCAGGAAGGGGAGCAGCUCCCGGUGGCGGUGUUUCCCCUCCCCACUCUUUCUAUCCUCUUUCUAUUUUCAGGUACAGAGUCAGGGAUGGCGUCUGGCUGGCAGGAGGUGGCUUCCCAGCAGGCCGAAGAGGUGUCUGUACGUCUCAGGCAGCUACUCAUCAAGGGUCUCGGCCUCCUCCACUCUGAGCUGGGCCUAGACCUGGGCCUACAGCCUCAGCGUUACCCUUCAUGGGUCUUCUUGGCUGUCCCUGCCUCUUUAGGCCUGCUGCUGCUCUUGCUGCUUCUCUGGGCUACUAGCCGUGGCUCCUCCGAGAAGAAACGAACACAGGAGGAGAGGGAACCCGUGCUCGCUGAGCCUAAGGUCCCCGUGCCUGCUAAGAAUGGCAAGGGGGAGGAACCGAAGAAAAAGAACAAGAAGAAGCCGUCGGAGAAGGCCAAGCCAAAUGGCAGACCCGUGGAACUCAUAGAAGAAGAAGUAAUAACCGCGGUGAAAAAGGACACCGUAAAGCAGCCACUGGACGCGGACAAAAAGAACGAGAAGAUAAAGAAGAAUAAAAAGAAACUGAAAUCUGAUUCAAAACAAAGUCAAACAUCUCCAAAGGUUGAAAAAAAGGAAGCUGAAGAAGGGAACUGGGAAACAAAAAUCAGUAACAGAGAGAAACGUCAACAGCGCAAACGUGACAAAGAAGCAGACACUGAUGCUACAUCAUCAGUCACUGAACCCAUCUUGUCUGUCUCGUCCCAGCUUGUAGGCAUCCGCAAGACAAAAGGGCAGAGUGAGGUUUCUGCUCUGAAUGGCAGCAGCUGGAAUGAGAAGCCAGGAAAACCUUCCCCCAAACUUGGAGAAGAAAAGUGGGCAUCUGGAAAGAAGAAAACCGAACCUUGCACCUGGAAUCAGGAUGCCGUUGAUACUAAUGGAAAGGAGUGGAGUGCACCAUGGAGCGAGCCCCUUAUUUUCCCAACCAUAACUGCUUGGUCUGCUGUGGAUGGACGGAUUAAUAAAACGGAACCGAGGCCUUCGGCUUUUUCCUCCAUUAGAAUAAGCAGCGUAGUGUCUGCUGCCGCUACAGAUCCAGUUGCUUCGCCUAUAGUUAGUGACACCCAGUGGGAUGCAACACCUGUUGAACCUUCCGCUGAUGACGAAUGGUCUGGCUUAAAUGGCUUAAGUUCAACUGAUGCCGGUUCUGAUUGGAAUGCCCCAUCUGAAGUGUGGGGAAACUAUGCAGAAGAGAAGCAAGAAACUGCAGUUCAGCCUGAAGAGCCUGCAGCAGAAGCAGCAAAGGUUUCUGAGAAUGAGAAUGAAAAAGAUGAAACUGCUGCUCAGAGUUCAGCUGCCAGCAAAACCAAGAAGAAGAAGAAAAAGAAGAAGAAGCAAGAAGAAGAGUCCGGAACCCCUGCACAGGAUGCCGAAGGUAUUGAUGGUGAAAUAGCGGAUAUUCCAAAAGAAAUUCCAGCUCAAGUUCCAGCUCAGCCAAACAAAGCUGUUCCCCCAGUGGUUGAAAAGGCUGCUGAGCCAAAAAAGGCUACUGAGCCGAAGAAGGCUAGCGAACCAAAAAAGGUUACUGAGCCGAAGAAAGCUAGUGAACCGAAAAAGGUUACUGAGCCGAAGAAAGCUGGUGAACCGAAAAAGGUUACUGAGCCGAAGAAAGCUAGUGAACCGAAAAAGGCUACUGAAGUGAAGAAGACCGGCGAGCUGAAAAAGCCUGAAGAGGAGGCUCGCGCACUUCCUGUACCUGCAGAGCCUCAGAUAUCUGUAAUAACCAUUUCAGAAAAGAGUCCUCCAAAGGUACAGCAGUCGCAGGAGAAAACCCCUUCCAUCGCUAAGCAGAACAUUGUGCCUCCUCCUUCACAAGGUAAACCUGAAGAGAACUGGGAAUCUGCAAAACAAGUGAAAAAGAAGAAAAAAGCCAGAAGGGAAACGUGAUUCAGACACUCUUGGAGAUUAUGCUGUUUAUGCAAUAAUUUGUGAACAUGUACAGCAUUUUAUAUAAAUUGUCAAUUUUUAAAACUGAUAUCAACAUGACCUUGAUGUAGGGACAGGAGAAUGAAGAACAUACAUUUAUGGCCAACAUGCAAACAGUACUGGAACCAUUUUGAACGCUCCUGUCUUUGGCCAACCUGGAACAUCGUAAUUUGAUAAUUAAAAGAAGCUUAAUUCCUGGUUUUUACAAAACUGUGACCUGUUUACAUUCAAAUUGUGCCCUAAUUUGUCUCUCGAAUAGUGCAGCACUCUGCGAAGAUUUGUUGAAAUACCGGUUCUGCCCCCCCCGACAUGGAAAGUCACUUUUUCUAACCUUUUAUAUGUUUGUGGUCAUGUAUGCAAUAUCUGUGCCGCCCCUAUAGCAACAGCACACAUCCAAAUCAAACCUUAAUCUCUGUAAGGAACAUUAAAUGUCUUAAUUCAUUGAGUAAUCCGUCUUGGCUACCCACCCAAAUUUUAUGUCCCCUCUUAUAUUUUUAUGUGAACAUUUUAAGGUGUGACGUGUUCUUAAGUCUUCUCAUUAUCUGCUAUCUGGCUCCCAAUACAUACAUUUUACCACAACACGGCUGAUCGCUGUUUUGUAACAAACUGAUUUCAGGACUAUGUAUCUGUUUUGUUUUUUUGUUCAACAUUUCCCACAAUGGAAUAGUUAGACAGAUGUGGCGGCGCCAGACAGCUUUAAUUGACUUUGUCAAGACUUCCAACAAUCAGGAUUCUUUUUACUGCCUUAACCUGUAAUUUGUGGGCAAUUUGUGUAAUUUCACGAUAACAUUUUGUGUUUUAUAGUAAAAUGAUUGCAGCUGUAGUGCAAAGGGUUAAUUCCAGCUUCUACUGUGUGUGUGGGGGACUAUCAACGCGUACUGGCACUAUAAUUGCGUUUUAUUAAACAUGCAGUUAACUUUGUAUCCUUUGUUCUCGGUAAGUCCAAUUGUAAAUAGCCUUACCUAAUGUGCAUUUGACAUACUAUACUAUGACAUCACUCUGGAAAUCGUGUAAAGAAAAAAGCCAUGUCAAAGUUUAAUGUCUUCGGUAUCGGCCGCUAAAGCACGUUAUACUGUGUUCACAGUUGUCGGUGACGGUACUGAUCAGCAGUUAUGUUUUCUUUUUUUUCUUUUUUCUUUUUAUAUGUAAAUGUAGUUGCUGGAUACUUUAGACAUGAAAGACGUCUCAGCACCUCUUGAGGCCCCUCUGGUUGUAGUAGUUCAAAAAAAAAAAAAAAAAAGAGAUAAAGCAUUGACAUUUUUGGAAGAAACCCAGUUUGAUUUUUUUGUUUAUUUUUGUAAUGUACUAAUUUCUACAUAGGAUUAUGGAGAAAAGGUUUCAGGAACAUGGCAAUUUUACAUGUUCAGAUUUUUUUUGUUUUGUUUAAUUCAGUGCUAAGUUGAUUUUGUUUAAAUAAAUCUUGCAAAUUCA